This is a messenger RNA of Amphiprion ocellaris (clown anemonefish), 3138 nucleotides long. It is a transcript of the gene ica1, whose product is annotated as islet cell autoantigen 1. The coding region runs from base 168 to 1601 and encodes 477 amino acids. Lineage: Eukaryota; Metazoa; Chordata; Actinopteri; Pomacentridae. Gene Ontology annotation, biological process: regulation of transport. Gene Ontology annotation, cellular component: Golgi apparatus. The record is from RefSeq and is a predicted model, not a curated record. Gene Ontology annotation, molecular function: protein domain specific binding. The transcript has 13 exons.
UGUUUCGUGCAGGCGGACAAUGCGCUGAAGUGAAGCAGCAGCUGCGUGUACAACACAUACAGUAGAGCGGGGCCUGUCAGCCUGCCAGAGCUGCUGUGGGUCACGAUGGCAGGGAUGUAAAGCGCCUUUUUCUACAUGUUAUCGACACGCCGAGGGAAUCUUGAAAAAUGGAGGGAGGAAAUUUUGGUUACUCCCGAGACUAUCUUGACCGCUUCAUCCAAAGCCAGGACUCAUCUGUGGUGAACAAGUUCCAGCAGAAGUACUGGAAAACCAAACAGACGCUCAUCAAGGUCACUGGGAAGAAAGAGGAUGAACAUGUGGUGGCAUCGGACGCAGAUCUGGAUGCCAAGCUGGAGGUCUUCCACUCCAUCCAGAGAACCUGCAUGGAGCUGCUGAAGGUCAUCGAGCAGUACCAGAGGAGGAUCUGCUUUCUUUCCCAGGAGGAGAAUGAGCUUGGUCGCUUUCUGCGCUCCCAAGGCUCACAGGAUAAAACCAGGGCUGGAAAGAUCAUGCAAGCUACAGGGAAAGCGCUCUGCUUCUCCUCCCAGCAGCGAUUGGCUCUGAGGAACCCUCUGUGCCGUUUGUACCAGGAGGUGGAAACAUUUCGUUAUAGAGCCAUCUCCGACACUUGGCUGACGGUGAACAGAAUGGAGCAAUCCAGGACUGAAUACCGAGGAGCGCUGCUUUGGAUGAAGGACAUAUCUCAGGAGCUCGAUCCAGAUACGCAUAAGCAGAUGGAGAAAUUCCGCAAGGUUCAGGCCCAGGUGCGCACAACCAAAACAAGCUUUGACAAACUGAAGAAUGACGUGUGCCAGAAAGUCGACCUGCUGGGUGCGAGUCGCUGCAACCUCCUCUCUCAUGUCUUAACCACAUACCAGACAACACUUUUACACUUCUGGGAGAAGACAUCCCACACUAUGGCAGCCAUUCAUGAGAGCUUCAAGGGCAGUCAGCAUUACGAGUUCUCCACAAUUAAGACCUUACAAGACCCCAUGGACAAGCUAGCUAAAAAGAAGGGGAAGAAGAAAACCAAAGCAGAGUCAGAAGAUGGAAAGAAAGCUGAAACCACAGACAACCAGCUCAUCUCACUUCAAAUAAAUGAAAAUGAAAACACCCGCGAUAAGACAAGAGAAGAUCUUCUCUCUGCUGAUCCAGAGGUGGAAGGAGAGGAGAAGGACAGCAUGGCCUUACUCAACGAGAUCCUUGGCGGUUUGUCUGUGGACGACAGCGACUUUUCUCGUGAGUGGACGGAAGUGUUCGGAGAGACUGAGGAGGGAACAAGCGCGGCAUCCGGUAGACCAGCAGAGAGCCAGCAAAAGGAAAACUCAUUCUUUCUGCCAUCGCAGCUGUUGGACCAGAGCUUGAAUAAUCUGCAGUCUUCCGUCUCAGAUUGGGCCGGGAUCAUUCCACAGCCCGUCACCCAGGCAACAGAGCACUCAUCUGGAUCCAAUCAGAAUCCUUCUAAGCCAGCAGUAAAAGAUGCAACAGGGACUUCCAAAGAUCUCUCAGCUUGGUUCAACCUCUUUGCUGACUUGGACCCCCUCUCCAAUCCAGAUGCAGUCGGCAAAGCAGACACCCAGCACGAACUUCACAACGCAUAGUUUGCCCCGAGCAUCAUGUGAUCUCUUUUAAAACGGAAACAUUUGGAAGGGAUACAGCUGCAUAUUGCUGCCACUGGGAUGAGAAAGAAAAUCUGAUUAGACCCACAAUCAACAGGCCUCAUGCAACAAUAACUCAUACAAACAGAUUCAAAGAUGUCUGAUACAGAAGUGGCAUAAGAGUAGUUUCAGGUCCUUCAGAUUUCUUUUUGGUACAAACUAAAUUUACAACUGAUAGGUAGGUAGGCAGAUUGUCUAACUCCCUCCACGACCAGACAACAACACACACUUGCUUGACUUCAUUACAUUUCCUCAAUCCUUUGAACCCCGAACCACAGAUCCAGAAAGUGAACAGAAAACAAAAUCCCCAGAUUGGGGUGCAGAAGGUUAAUACGGACCAAUUUAGAAUUCAAACAUGAUACUUAAUUUAUCAUGGCUUUAAAUGAUUUGAGUUUUUCCUGUAGAUUGCAUGAUUUUAUUGGCAUAUUUUGACACAGCAGCUCAGGAGUUAGAGAAACUGUCCCUCUGAAAGCUGCCUCAAGGUGUCCAGUUUCAUUCUGUUGCAGCACUCCAGUAUUCAUCUGUUGGUGACAUUCAGGUCCUCUUGAUUGACUCUUAUGUCUCUUGCGACGUGCUGCUCUGAUGAAACUUCAUCGGCAGCUGUAACAGUAAUAUAUAUGACAACAAAUGUUGCUUAAUGUGUCGAAGUAAAAUUGAAUCCAGAAAUUAUUCUUUUAACGAUAAAAAAAAGGAUCUUGGUGUUAAAAGACAACAAUGUGUCUAAACCUAGAAAUCAGAAUAUAUCUCAUGGUGGCAGUAUUAUGCUGCUGUAAAUGUCCCACUAACAACUAUCAGACUUCUUGUGAACAAAGAGAAACAUUUACAAGAUGACCGUAUUAAGCCUGUUGGUUACUUCGCUGGGUUAAACAUUCAAUGUUUAGCAUGGAUACCUCAGUAUGAGUUUGGAACAAUAAGCCUUUGACGUUCGCUGCCUUGGAAUUCUGUAGUCUCUCGUAGCAUUCAUGCUUUAUUUUCCAAUUCUCAUUACUGAAGAUUGCAAACAGGGAAAACUACUUUACAGCGGAAAGAAAGCAAACAUGACAAAGAUCUCAGCGCAGUCGCUCGUGUGUUUACAAAGGAGUGCAACAAGUUGACUGGAGGAAUUUUAAUGCAGUCAAAGAUAAUUAUUCAAAAAUAAACUGGCAUAUUUCCCUUUCAUUGAUCUAUUCAACACUCCAAACUGAAUUACACCACAUUUGAAAGGGUGAACUUUAUCCAUCAGGAAGUUACUUUCUUUCAUCAGCAAAGAAGUUUCCUUUAAAAAAAAAAAAAAAGCUACAUGCUUUCAAAUUUGUUUGGUACAUGCAAUAUUUGUGAUCCCCUUUUAAAUAUAUUGCAGAAGUGUGUGGAUUUGUCUUCAAGUAAAACACACACCUGCCAUCUAUUACUGCAUGUUGCAUGCCUUGUUUUAUGUCAUCCAGUAAAUGUGACUGAAUGGACAAGGUUUUACAUUGAGAUUUUUUUUUUUUUUUUUUUUUUU